AUGGCGACCCUAGUGACAACCAGCGUCGAUGUUGAUCAUGCAAAGACCACACGUGCAUUGACCUACAUCACGUCUAGAAGCGUGCCCACAGCCGAGAACGAGCUGAAAGCCGCGAUAGGACGAUAUGCUUCGGCAAACCCAGGCUCCAAGGCCGCUCACCUAGCAGCCGCAGAGUUGAUGCCUGGAGGCAACACGCGGUCGGUUCUGUACAACGACCCUUUUCCCAUUUGCAUGGAAAGAGGCCAAGACCACUCUUUGUGGGAUGUUGAUGGCCACAAAUACCUGGACCUGGUGGGCGAGAUGACUGCUGGCCUCUAUGGACACUCUAAUGAAGUUCUUCAAGAGACAAUGGCAUCGACCUUCAAUAAGACCGGAAUGAGUCUCGGCGCUCAUCAUCUGGAGGAGCAAAAGCUGGCCACGAUCAUUCGCGAACGAUUCCCGCUCAUCGAACACUUGAGGUUCUGCAAUUCGGGAACGGAGGCGAAUUUGUACGCACUUAGCAUCGCUCGCAAAGUCACAGGCAAGCGGAAAGUGAUUGCCUUCAGAGGGGGCUACCACGGUGGCGUGCUUGGUUUCGCUCACGGCGUCGGCGCCAACAAUGUCGACUCUGCUGACUGGCUGGUCGCAACCUACAAUGACAUAGCCCAGCUUCGUGCCAUGUUUAGUAGCAACGAGGAUGUCGCUGCUGUCAUUGUUGAGGCGAUGCAGGGCGCAGGCGGGUGCCUUCCGGGAGAAAUUGAAUUUCUCCAGGCGAUUGAGGAGUUGGCGUCGAAGCACAAUGCAAUUUUCAUACUUGAUGAAGUCAUGACAUCACGGCUUCAUCCUGCAGGUCUGCAAGGCAAGUACGGGCUUCGACCAGACUUAACAACUCUGGGUAAGUACAUGGGUGGAGGGUUUGCCUUUGGUGCAUUUGGUGGACGGAGGGACUUGCUCGUCUCGUAUGAUCCUCGCCAAUCGCUGUCCCUCCCGCACUCUGGUACUUUCAACAACAGCACUUUGACAAUGGCGACCAACCUGAAUCUUAACGCGCUCGGCGAUGACCUUAGAGAACGCCUACAAGCUGUGUCCGGGGGGACCAAGAUGGUCAUCACUGGUGUGGGCGCGGUGAUGACAAUCCAUUUCCUCGAGAACGGAAAGAUACCUGUGCGCAGUGACGAUAUCGACAAAUUUUCGAAUGCAAAUCUGAAGAAGCUAUUCUGGUUCUGGUGUAUCGAGCGGGGAUUCUGGAUUGCUGAGCGAGGUCUGGUCAGCCUCUUGCUCCAGACAACCGAGAAGGAUGUCAGCACGUUCGUCAAUGCUGUAGAGGGGUUCAUCAGUCGUCAUCGGAUACUCUUAGAGCCUUGA
Cyphellophora attinorum is the source of this 1344-nucleotide messenger RNA. Its product is annotated as putative aminotransferase. Gene Ontology annotation, molecular function: pyridoxal phosphate binding; transaminase activity. The record is from RefSeq and is a predicted model, not a curated record. Bases 1 to 1344 code for a protein of 447 amino acids. The transcript has 4 exons. Lineage: Eukaryota; Fungi; Ascomycota; Eurotiomycetes; Chaetothyriales; Cyphellophoraceae.